Molecule: messenger RNA, 243 nt
Organism: Prunus armeniaca (apricot)
Lineage: Eukaryota; Viridiplantae; Streptophyta; Magnoliopsida; Rosales; Rosaceae
Source: the annotation of a GenBank genome assembly
AUGCAUUUUCUCUCCUCAGUGUUGGAGGCUGCGUCACAUUGGUUGGUCUUAACCACUAUCAUCGGCUCCUUGACUCCACGGAUGUUUCUUCCGUUGUCUAUCCUCGGUGGCACUGUUGGAGUUUGGGCUGCCCUUAAAGUGCAAAUCACACUUAUUGCUUGGAUUAUGGUAGUGCUACUCCUACUUGGUGUAGCUUUGGUGGCUUGCCCACCACCAUUUUCUGUUGGUUACUGGGUCUCCUAA